AUGGAGUGGUGCAGGCUCGUCCGCCAUGGGAGUCUGAUCUGGCUGUCCUUGGCAUAUGGGAGCUUGGCCCAAGGACUCGGAUUGGCAGCGCGGAGCUAUACCUGGUUGAGCGCGGAUCGCGCCGACUUCUGCCGGGACGUUCGGUCUGCCCCAGCAGUGCUAGAUGAGACGUCAGCAUACCCGCAGACUCCUUUUGACCAGCAGGAGGGUGCCGAGGCAAGGGGUGUUCUCCAAGGAUACCGGGACGACGACUAUUUGCUGAACCUCUUCAGAAGCUGCCCACUAGUGGAGCCCAUCAUCUCCAGCGAAUGCAGCACGCAACUCGAGGAGUACCUCUUUAGCCUGCUCCUUUUCGGCUCGCCCAUCAUGGCCGGUCUCUUCUUCAUGCUUGUGUGGCAGGUCUGCUGCUGCACAGGCAUGUGCCGCUGCUGCCGCAGAUGUUGUUUGUGUGCCGAGAGAAAGGCACCCUACAGCGUGCGGCUGUGGCAGAAGAUGUCCAUUGCCUGCCUGGUGCCCAUUGGCGUCAUUGCUGGUCUGGCCGCCAUCUUCGUAGUCUACACUCGGUCGGAGACCUUCACCGUGGCUGUCCAGGAGGUUUUGUGCCACAGUCUGACAAUGGCAGACGAAGCGUUGAAUGGGUCGCCUUCCGGCCCCCUCUUCCUUGGCAUCGAUGCAGGCAUCCAGCGGGUCGCUCUUCUUCAGCAGCUCUUGGACGUCGACAGCAAAGCCAUGACUGACAUCCGGGCAAUCCUGGACGAAACAGCUCCGUUCGGUGACGCUGUCGACGACCUGCUCGCCAAGGUCGAUCACAUGCAGAGAGUGCUGACCUUAGUCGGCCAGCAGAAGCUCAAGGAACACACCUGUUGGUUCUGCAUCCGCGCCAUAGGUAGCAAUUCGACUGGCGAAGAGGGGCUGUUGAAUGAGCUGAAGUUGGCGCUGCGGACCUCAUCGGCAGAUGCGAUGCAGUCGAUCCGGGAGACGACUUCGGCCACUCUCACCGGCCAACGACUGGCAGAUGUCGCUUCAGCUGCCGGGCGUGGCCGAAAUGCCUUAGAGGUCUUCAAGCAGGCCACCGCGGGAAGCUUCGUCGAGAUGUUUCUGGGACAGCGCUACACCCUCCAGACCGUCGAGGACGCCCGGCACACUGCCUUCCUUGCUUUGUCCGGCUUCACCGCAGUUCUCGUCCUUCUUGUGAACCCCGGGACGAUCGUCUACGCCCGGAGGUCCAAGGCGACCUACCCGAGUGCAUCGCCCUCCUGUGCCUCAUGGUUUUGCAGCUUUUGUGCCCUGUCUUUCGGGCUCCUCUUUGCCGGAGGGCUGCUUGUAGUGGCCGUUCCCAUGUCGGAGUUGUGCCAUUUCUGGCGGUACGACUUGCUGACCCAUGGGGGCAUCGCUGACUACUAUCAGCAACUCGGUCUCUACAAUGAAGCAGACCCAGCGCAGAACAUCGACCCCUACGCGACAGACGUGUUUCGGACCUGCUUCACCGGCAAUGGCACGGGGAACAUCAUCGCCGCGCUACAGCUGCAGGAGCCCCUGAGCUUCCAGCAGGUUUUGGAUGAGAAGUUUAUCGAGCUGGAGGACAAGCAGGCCGCCAUGGUUGUGGACACGGCCCGCUAUGAGCUACUCGUCUCCCAGGCCCGGCUCUUUGGCGGCCUCUUCCUUCUGGAGCCUGAUCAGCCUCUGGCCUUGGAUCCCGCUUGGGCUUCCAAACUCCUGGGCAGCUCCCUGGAUCCUGACGACCAGGUGGGCCCGGACGGGGAGUCGCUGAUCUCGGGCCUCAACACGUAUGCAUCGUCCAUUGCUGGGCCUGGGCAGUAUGCUUUUGAGCACGGCACCUCCGGAGGUGGCAUUCUCAUAACAGCCACGGAGCCAUCUGAGGCAUCUGUUAGCAACCUCCCCAUCAGGACGCAGAAUGCCUUGGCCUAUGCACGGCUCAAGGAGCAGAUUCUCUCGGAAGAUCGUCUGCUGAGAUGCGAUGUGAUGGACGGCAAUUACAUCGUCACGGAGCGGUUCUGCACCUACGAUGAGUUCAAGGUACAUGUCCUCGACAUGGCGGAGCAGGUGCGGGCAGCCGGGAUGGUGUUGAGCACGCAGGCCAAUGCUGCAAAAGAGCUUUUGGCCACCGACCUCAAAAGCACGUUGCAGAGCAUUCUCAUGGAGGUCCAGCAACUCAGGACUUUACUCGGCUGCCGAUUCCUGUGGAGGCGGUGGGAAGAGUUCGACUUUACGUUCUGCAACGUGGCACUGCCCAAUGCCAUCGAGUGCUGCCUGGCGGCACUGGUGCUGGCGGUGGCUGCACUGAUUUUGGCGUUCGUCCACUACAAAAUGUGGCGGCACCUGUUGGACAACAAGGUGGUCGGCGAGGAGUUGGAGAAGUUCUCCAAGAAGUACGGCUACUUGCAGACAAGGAAGUGA
Messenger RNA from Symbiodinium sp. CCMP2592, 2418 nucleotides. NCBI's taxonomy places the organism in Eukaryota, Dinophyceae, Suessiales, Symbiodiniaceae. The record is from the annotation of a GenBank genome assembly.